CCGAGACAGCUCGCGCCCACACCUUCCGGACCGUCCACACCUCGCAGACAUGGAGCCGGAGGAACUGAAACACGCGGCAGUCCCGGAGCUCUGCCAGCUUUAGCCGGACGCCACACCGCUCUCGUGUUUUCGGCGGGUGUCCGAACAUCCGUUUGUAGUAGCAGCCGGGGAGGCAGGCGGGCGGGCGGCAGCAGCAGAGACCCCCCUCAGUCGUGACACCAGAGGCCGCUUCAGGAUAACGAGCCGCAGCACCGGGCGCCUCUUGUUCCACCCUCCAUCAUGGCGAGUGACUCUCCGGCCAGGAGUCUGGAUGAGAUCGACCUGUCCGCUUUGAGGGAUCCUGCAGGCAUCUUCGAGUUGGUGGAGCUUGUCGGAAAUGGCACGUACGGGCAGGUGUACAAGGGUCGCCAUGUCAAGACGGGGCAGCUGGCAGCCAUCAAAGUCAUGGAUGUCACCGGGGACGAGGAAGAGGAGAUCAAAGCUGAAAUCAACAUGCUGAAGAAGUACAGCCAUCAUCGCAACAUUGCUACCUACUAUGGAGCGUUCAUCAAGAAAAAUCCUCCGGGCAUUGAUGAUCAGCUUUGGCUGGUCAUGGAGUUCUGUGGCGCGGGGUCAGUGACAGACUUGAUCAAGAACACCAAGGGCAACUCGCUGAAGGAGGAGUGGACUGCUUACAUCUGCCGAGAGAUUCUCAGGGGUCUGACUCAUCUCCAUCAGCACAAGGUCAUCCACCGAGAUAUCAAGGGACAGAACGUCCUGCUGACUGAGAACGCUGAGGUCAAACUGGUGGACUUUGGGGUGUCGGCCCAGUUGGACCGGACUGUCGGAAGGAGAAACACAUUCAUCGGCACGCCCUAUUGGAUGGCGCCUGAAGUCAUUGCCUGCGAUGAGAAUCCUGAUGCCACUUAUGACUUUAAGAGUGACUUGUGGUCGUUGGGGAUCACUGCAAUAGAAAUGGCAGAAGGAGCUCCACCUCUCUGCGACAUGCAUCCAAUGAGAGCUCUCUUCCUCAUCCCACGCAACCCGGCCCCCAGACUCAAGUCAAAGAAAUGGUCAAAGAAGUUCCAGUCGUUCAUAGACAGCUGUCUGAUAAAGAGCCACAGUCAGAGACCCAGCACUGAGCAGCUCCUCAAACACCCCUUCAUCAGGGACCUGCCCAAUGAGAGGCAGGUCCGAAUCCAGUUGAAGGACCAUAUCGAUCGCACAAAGAAGAAGCGAGGAGAGAGAGAUGAAACUGAGUACGAGUACAGUGGAAGUGAGGAGGAGGAUGAAGAAAGAGACAUGGGAGAACCAAGCUCUAUCAUCAACAUCCCUGGGGAGUCCACCCUGAGGCGGGACUUCCUGCGCCUCCAGCUGGCCAAUAAGGAGCGUUCAGAGGCGCAACGCCGGCAGCAACUGGAGCAACAGCAGAACGAGGAGCACAAGCGCCUGUUGUUGGCCGAGAGACAGAAACGCAUCGAGGAGCAGAAGGAGCAAAGACGGCGCCUGGAGGAGCAGCAAUUACGAGAGCGCGAACUCAGGAAGCAGCAUGAGCGGGAACAGAGGCGGCGCUACGAGGAAAUGGAACAGCUCCGUAGAGAGGAGGAGAGACGGCAUGCGGAGAGAGAGCAGGAGUAUAUCCGUAGACAGCUGGAGGAGGAACAGCGGCAGUUAGAGAUUCUCCAGCAGCAGCUACUGCAGGAGCAGGCGUUACUGCUGGAAUACAAACGUAAACAGAUUGAGGAGCAGCGGCAGGCGGAGCGGCUCCAGAGGCAGCUGCAGCAGGAGCGAGCCUACCUGGUGUCUCUACAACAACAGCAGCAGCAGCAGCAGCAGGAGGGAAGACAGGCGGAGAAGAAACCACUGUACCACUACAAAGAUGUCAUCAAUCCUAAUGACAAACCUGCUUGGGCUAAAGAGGUCCAGAAGCAGCAGCAUGGUAACCUGCCCCGCCCCCACCUCCGCCAUCACCAGUCAUUCAACCAACCACCCUCAUCCUCAGCCUCCCAUGGCCAACCCAGAGCUCAUGCUCCUAGGCGCACCCCAUCCCACGCUACCAAGCUCCUCUCCUCUCACAUCCCACAGAUCUGUAGGGCUGUGGACCUUGGAGAAGCCUUAGAUCCAGGCUUGAAGCAGGAAAUAAGUCAGCAGGUUAGAGAGUUCAGGGCCAAGAAACUGAGUCAGAAAGGGCGCAUUCCAGUGGCUGUCGUGGAUCAGGCUCCGAGCCAGGGCCCCAGUAAACCACAGAAAGAAUCCUCCAGCCAGGCAGCAGUUGUCCAGUCUAAUCCGGGGGCCAAGCCGAAUCCAGUGGUGCCCCACAGUCAGAAAGAGAUCUCAAAGAGCAGACCUCUCUCUGCGCCCGUACCAGGGGCCAGCCAGAUAAAAGCUCUCCAAACUCCUGCGGGGCAGGAUCAGGAACCUAAGAUUGCUGUCAACCUUCCUGCCAAAGUGGUGGAGGAGCGCUCUAAGUUGAACAGACAGAGCUCUCCGGCACUCCAGCAAAAAGUUUCCAACCGCAUCUCCGACCCCUCCCUCCCUCCCCGCUCAGAGUCCUUCAGCAGUGGAGGCAUGCAGCCCGCCCGAACCCCACCCACCCAUCCGAUUGAAUCACAGAUGGCCCACCUGGUACCAGUGAAGACUCACUCCAGCUCAAUGUCUGGGUCUCAGUCCCUGCAGGACCAGGCAGGCUCAUCGAUGAUCGAGGGGGUCUCAGUGGGCUCCCCGCGUCCUGAUAUACCCCGGCAAAACUCUGAUCCCACAUCUGACAACCAGGGCCUCCAACAGGGCUUAGCUGGCAGGGAGGAGCGUGAUCGGGAACGAGACAAGGACAAGGACCGGGACCGGACUGCCUGGCUAAGAGAGGAAGACCUCCCGCCGAAGGUCCCGCAGAGAACCACCUCAAUCUCCCCGGCCAUGGGCAGGAAAAACUCCCCCAAUGGAGGAGUGGGCCCACGCACUGGGUCUCAACUCAUUCGUUCAAGCAACCCAGACCUGCGUCGCUCUGAGCUGUCCCUGGAUGCCAUGCUGCAGAGAACCUCCUCCAACUCUUCCUCUUCCUCCUCACCAUCAUCUCAGGGAGGGUCGUCUGAAAGGAGAGGUCAGACAAAGCAGGGAUCUCCUCUCGGAGCCAAUCAGGAGGUGAAGUCCAAGCAGGAGGAGGGACGAGAGUCGACUAGACCCAGCAGACCUGCAAGCUAUAAGAAAGCCAUAGAUGAGGACCUCAGUGCACUGGCCAAGGAGCUGCGCGAGUUAAGAGUGGAGGAAGGCAGCAGGCCUCCCGUCAAGGUGACGGACUACUCGUCCUCCAGUGAAGAAUCAGAGAGCAGCGAUGAAGAUGGAGAGACUGUGGGUCAUGAUGGCACUGUGGCUGUCAGCGACAUCCCCCGCAUCAUGCCGGCAGUGCAGGGCAGCUCGGAGUCGUAUGGAGGGCUGACUGAAGAAUCCCUGGAUGAUGCCUACAACAACUCCAAAGAUGGCACCCUGGUCAUGAGAGAGGCGGAGGAGAGGCGUAGAGGCGACCACAUCGAGAGCAAUGGCUUCGGUAACCAUGGCAACCUUCCAGACUUGGUGCAGCAGAGCAACUCUCCGUCAGCCACCCCGACAGCGCUGCAGAAACUGGGCGACAUGUCCGAGUUUGGUCUGGGGGGAACCAAAGCUUCCUUCACGCCCUUCGUGGACCCGCGGGUCUAUCAAACGUCACCCAGCGGUAAUGAGGACGAGGACUCUGCUGCAGCCAUGUUUGCCAACGAGCUUCUGAGGCAGGAGCAGGCGCGACUGAGCGAAGCCAGGAAGAUCUCUGUGGUCAACGUGAACCCCACCAACAUCAGACCUCACACCGACACGCCCGAGAUCCGGAAGUACAAAAAGCGCUUCAACUCUGAGAUCCUGUGUGCUGCUCUCUGGGGGGUGAACCUGCUGGUGGGGACGGAGAACGGUCUGAUGCUCCUCGACCGCAGCGGACAGGGCAAAGUCUAUAACCUGAUCACUCGCCGGCGAUUUCUACAAAUGGACGUCCUGGAGGGACUGAAUGUCCUGGUCACUAUCUCUGGAAAGAAGAACAAACUGCGGGUCUAUUACUUGUCAUGGCUGCGGAACAGAAUCCUGCACAACGACCCAGAAGUAGAGAAGAAGCAGGGCUGGAUCACAGUCGGGGACCUGGAGGGAUGCGUCCAUUACAAAGUUGUCAAAUAUGAAAGGAUCAAGUUCUUGGUCAUCGCUCUCAAGAACUCUGUGGAAAUCUAUGCAUGGGCCCCCAAACCUUAUCACAAGUUCAUGGCUUUCAAGUCCUUCACGGAGCUUCAGCACCGCCCACAGCUGGUGGACCUCACAGUGGAGGAGGGCCAGAGGUUAAAGGUCAUCUACGGCUCCAGCGUUGGCUUCCAUGUCAUCGAUGUGGACUCCGGCAACCCCUACGACAUCUACAUCCCUUCACAUAUCCAGAGCCAGGUCACGCCCCAUGCCAUCGUGGUGCUCCCCAAGACGGACGGGAUGGAGAUGCUGCUGUGCUACGAGGACGAGGGCGUCUACGUCAACACCUACGGGCGAAUUACCAAGGACGUGGUGCUGCAGUGGGGGGAGAUGCCCACCUCUGUCGCCUACAUCCAUUCCAAUCAAAUCAUGGGCUGGGGGGAGAAAGCCAUAGAAAUCCGCUCGGUGGAGACGGGUCACCUGGAUGGAGUGUUCAUGCACAAGAGAGCCCAGCGACUAAAGUUCCUCUGCGAGCGAAACGACAAGGUCUUCUUUGCCUCGGUGCGUUCGGGGGGUAGCAGUCAAGUCUUCUUCAUGACCCUCAACAGAAACUCUAUGAUGAACUGGUGAUGUCCGGACUGCCCCACCCGGCACCCGGCACCAGGUCCCGGGCCGUGACAACCAUCGCCACAUCCAGACCGAAGAGAGACGACGAGGGAGGGGAAAUCAGCCAUCGGCGCCAAGCCAGCUUCCUUCAGACGUCAGCUGUGAUAGUCGUAACACGACCUCUGACUUUCCUCGUGGUUUUCCCUCUCGCCUCCUCUUUCUCUGCCUUUCCAACACACCUUUAACACACCUGCUGAUAUGAAGCAACAGUAGAACCUUUUCACUUACUUAGGACGGGGUUCUGACUGAAAAACUAAUGUUUUCCUUGUGAGAUAAUCCGUCUACUGAAUUCCUUAAAACAGAGGUGCCCAGCAUUUAACUGAUCUUUUCCCAACUUUACCACAUGAAAUGCCCCGUUUCUGAGUUCAAAGAUGGUCCACAACAAGGAGGGACGACAAUGAGUUGAAUCAAAAGUUCAUUUGUUGGAUUAGGAUUUUUGUUCAGAGGCCAAAAUAAAAUCGAUUCAAUUAUUUAUUUAUACAUAAUGAUAGUUCACGCAUCUUGAUAUCCAGGAGACAUUUUCUCAGCCAACAUAUGAUCAAUAUCAUCAAUUUAAAUAUUUAUUUGACCAUUUCUGUGGCAAAUUUUCAAGUAAAAAACGUUUUUUGUCUUAUAUUUUUCAUUCAAUCAUUUGGUUUACAGCAAAUUUCUCAGUUAAUUUUUUGUAUGGUCUUUGUUAAUAUUCAGAAAAAAAUCAUUAUAGACCUAGCAAGUUCAGAAAUAAAACAUUUUUUGUUAAGGAAAAUGACCCUGAAACAGAUGGGAUUCCUUCUCUGACCCAGACAAAGAUCCGGGUAUCAUAGAAUCAUCUGUGUGUUCUGGACUCGUCCGCGCACUCGGACCUCCCACUCUCUCUCUCUUUCUCUCACUCAGUCAUCACUGAUGGUGCUGCAACAACUUAACUGUUCUGGGGGUGUGUGUCAGUAGAAGUGUCUGUGUGUCGGCUUCUUUUCUUCUGUCUUUGACUGUACAAAGUGUGUGUCUGUGCGCACUGUGUGUGUGUGUCUGUCUCGACCAACUCAUGGCAAGUGUAGAGUCUGACUGGAGUCAGAGCCAGAGGUGUGAUCCUGGAGCCUUCAGCUCCUUUAAAUCCUCCGAUCUGAAGGUGCAGAUUAUUCGCCGCUGAUUUCAUUUCUUCAAGUUUUAUAUGUCGAUUAUGAAAGGAUGUGCUCAAGGUCAAUGAUGAAUUAAAAGCGAAAGACUGUGGGUCACAGUCAAGCGACAAGAUCUUCCCCGGACUGCGUCUCCUUUCCUCCUCGCCGGCCUCAACCACACAGUACAUUUGAGCUGUAAAGCCACCUGUCACUCGCCACCAAAGUGAUGGUCGAACCCACGAAGAGCAAUAUCAACCGAUUCUUUCUGUCAGUCGGCGGCGUCCUCUCUGCAAAAAAAAAAAAAAUCUUCAGAAGGUAAAAAAAAAAACGCACAUGCAGCCUGAGCAUUUAGUCGUCAUGGAAACGCAGGCCAACAUGGUAGCAAUAAAGAGCCAAGCUGUACCACCACUGUCUUCCUGUGUGUGUGUGUGUGUGUGUGUGUGUGUGUGUCAAACAAGCCAGUGUAGAUCGAACUCACGUCCCCCCGACAUGAUACUCACCCCUCCUCCCGCACCCGCCCCCCUCGUGGUCAUUCACACUGAAGAUGAAGAAACACUGUAUUCAUGAUUCUGUUUUUUGUUUUUUUUCUUUCCGCGUCUUUAGUUUGGGAGAAGCGUUACUAAAUGUCCUGUUUUGGGAUUGUUUUGUAAAAAAGAUGCUGUACAAGAGAAAUAAAUGAAACUA
Synchiropus splendidus (mandarinfish) is the source of this 6611-nucleotide messenger RNA. RefSeq names its product TRAF2 and NCK interacting kinase a (gene tnika). Gene Ontology annotation, molecular function: ATP binding; protein kinase activity. The coding region runs from base 280 to 4797 and encodes 1505 amino acids. The record is from RefSeq and is a predicted model, not a curated record. Gene Ontology annotation, biological process: protein phosphorylation. NCBI's taxonomy places the organism in Eukaryota, Metazoa, Chordata, Actinopteri, Syngnathiformes, Callionymidae. The transcript has 35 exons.